CGAUAAGUUUAGUCGCUCUCGUAUCAUCUAUUCCUUGGUUGGUCUCAGAUUUCUUACCUACUGACAAGUGCAAAUACUUUAAAAGAAAGUUUCAUUUUUAAAAAAAAUUUAAUCACUCAUUAUGGCAAGCCAAACACAGGGAAUUCAACAACUAUUAGCAGCUGAAAAAAGAGCUGCCGAAAAAGUCGCUGAAGCAAAAAAACGUAAGUAGUCGAUAAUUUAAGGUGUGGCUGGUAAACUGGCUGAUGAUAUCUUAAAUUCAUUAAAACUCUUAAACUUACUCUAAUAUAAUUAUGAUUUUCUUCUAUACAUCCAUUAGAUACCUUUGGGUUACACCAAUGGAAAAAAAAAAUAAUAUCUAUCGAAUUAGAUACCCAACAAGCGAUGUUCGGCAAAUGCCACACCUUGUUGAUUUAAAAAAAGUUUUUCAAUUUAUAUUAAUAUUUGUUAAUAUACAAGUAUAGUUUUUAAUUGUUUGAAAUAGUGAUUUUAAUAUGAUUAAAAUACUAGUGGUGUGUCCAUUUUAAAUGAAAGCAAUAUUCAUUUUAAUGUACAUUUUAUUUAUAGGCAAAGCAAGACGAUUAAAGCAGGCUAAAGAAGAAGCUCAAGAUGAAAUUGAAAAGUAUAGACAAGAACGAGAAAAGCAAUUCAAAGAAUUUGAAAUUAAGGUAAAACUUUAGUUGUGGUAACAUCAAAAUGUUUUCGCCUAAAUCAUAUUUUGGUUCAGUUCUAACUCAAAUAAUAAAAAAAAAAAACGAUUCUCUAAAGUAAAAUCUCCAUUCAUAGCCAUCUUAAGAAUUCUUCACUACUUAAUUUAAUCUAUUGACUGUUAUUGAAAAAGAAUCCAAAACUAUUUUUUUGUCAAAUAAUAUUUGUAUACUAUAUUUAGGAAGCUAGAUAAAGGUACAAGUAGCAUUAAGCUAAUAAAGAUAAGAAUAAUAUUGCGAUAACAAUAUACUGUGGGAUAAUAUUAUUUACCCGCUUGUGUGGUAGAUUGUUGAUUAAUGUAGAUAAAUAUAACAAUAACCAUUAUGGCUCAUCAGAUUAAGACAGUUCAUUAUUUAUAAAUAAAUGGGCAUAAUAAGAAUCUGGGAUAUUGGUCAUAACUCUACUCUAGAAUAAUUUAUUGUAAAUAACAAAUGUAUGGUUAUGUACUUAUGUAUAAAUGUAAUAACCCAGGCAUAGUUAAUAAUACUAAGCUGAUAUGAUUUUUUGAUAUUUUUGUUCUUAUAAUAAUUUAAGUGGAAGUUGUAAUUGAUUUGUGUUAAUUUUCAAAAAUUUCAGUUUUGAUAUGAAAGAAAUACAAUUUUUAUGCGUAUUUAAGUAUUAAUAUAUCAAUAAGAUGGCUUAUCUGUAUAUUAUAAAAUCAAUGGUUGUACCGUACUUUUGUUUUAAAUUUUAGCAUAUGGGUUCUCGCGAAGAUGUUGCUGCAAGAAUAGAUGCUGACACUAAAGUAAAGAUUGAAGAGAUGAACAAGGCUGUAUCUGUUCACAAACUGGCUGUUAUUGAAAAAAUUCUUGAACUUGUCUAUGACAUCAAGCCCGAGUUGCACAAAAAUUUCAAAGCUACUGCCAACAAAGAAUAAUGUGUGUGUCAUAGUAUUUUCUUUUUUCAUUUCCAUACAAUAAGAAAAUAUAAUCAUGUACAAAUUUAAUUUUGGUUUUAGUUUUCGUUUCACUGAAACAUUCCGUCUGUUGUUCAAUUUAUAGUGUAUUAUUUUCAAGAUUAUUUAUUUAUUUAGGAUUGCAAUAUUAAGCUGUUACAAACAUAUUUUGUUGUUUUCAGAAGUCUAAAAAUUGAUUAAAUCUAUCUUAACUAUUGUUUUAUGUUAAACUAAUUCAAAGUGUUUUUAUUUUCAUUCAGAUUAUUAAGUCUGUGUGGAUAAAAUCCAUAGAAGUUUUGGCUGCAAAACAUGUUUAAUCCAUAAAUAUUUUCUUUGUAGAGUUCAAUGAUUAUUUCCUUAAUUUGUUUAUUCUAAAUUAAAAUACCAAAUCAAUAUAAAUAAAUGCCUAUAUAUUUAAAUCUAGUACUGCUACUUCAGUUUGAUACUAUAAUACUAAUAAAACUGAAAUAAUUAGUUACCAAAGUACCAAUUCAAUAUUUAUUAGAAAUGCAUUUAUGCUUUACUUAAAUUAAUAUUAAAUUAAAAAAAAAAAAGUUGUGUAGUUUAAGAGAUUAAUAUUAUAUUUACAUUUGUAUUAUAAUACUGUUGAAAUAAUUGUUUAUUAUGGAUAUUCAAAAUUAUAAUAAAGUACUUAUUACAAUGGGAAAUGAUUCCCAAGGUAUAUCAUAAAUACUGUAGUAUGAAUAUAAAUUUAUUUUAUUUAAAAUAAAAUAUAUCCCAAUUUUUUAAGUUCGACUUUUUAAUAUAAAAUAAAAACAUAAUAUAAAAAUAGG
Cinara cedri is the source of this 2397-nucleotide messenger RNA. Lineage: Eukaryota; Metazoa; Arthropoda; Insecta; Hemiptera; Aphididae. The record is from the annotation of a GenBank genome assembly.